Messenger RNA from Saccoglossus kowalevskii, 501 nucleotides. RefSeq lists its product as uncharacterized. Lineage: Eukaryota; Metazoa; Hemichordata; Enteropneusta; Harrimaniidae. The record is from RefSeq and is a predicted model, not a curated record.
AUGGAUACACAUGCUCGGGAAUUUAUGGAAUUCCAUCACACCCUGGACGGUGUAAUGAAGAGUAUAGACAGACGGGGAAUAGGUGUUAUUAAAUGUCAAGCUGAACCAUACACAGAUGAUGAUGAAAACAAAUUGUGGGAUAAGGUUUUUUCCAUAGAGUCUGCUACAAAUUUGAGUUAUGCGGUCUACUUUUAUGUGUGUAAAGUGUUCGCUCUCCGAGCAGUCGACGAACAUAGUAACCUUACAGCCGAACAGUUCGUACAAGGAUCAGACAAUCAAGCUGACUAUAUUGAAUUUAAUGGUAGACCGUGUAAAAAUAAUCAAGGACUGUAUUACUCGCGGAAAAUCCCGUAUAAAAAUGUGCGCCAAUACGGCGUUCUUUCCAACACGCGUUGUGUUGUUCAGUUAUUGAAACGUUAUUUGCAAUGUAUUCCACCGAAAGGUCCCUUCUACCGACGUCCAGCGGAGGGCUCAAAUUUUAUAAACAGAAGAUUGGAGUAA